Messenger RNA from Anarrhichthys ocellatus (wolf-eel), 1742 nucleotides. RefSeq names its product immunoglobulin superfamily DCC subclass member 3-like. Lineage: Eukaryota; Metazoa; Chordata; Actinopteri; Perciformes; Anarhichadidae. The annotation marks the transcript as partial. Gene Ontology annotation, molecular function: protein binding. Gene Ontology annotation, biological process: cell-cell adhesion. The transcript has 7 exons. The record is from RefSeq and is a predicted model, not a curated record.
GACUCUGGCCAUCACCCGGAUUACCCCCCAGGACGAGGCCAUCUAUCAGUGCAUCGCCGAGAACAGCGCCGGCACCAACCAGGCCAGCGCCCGGCUCGCCAUCAGCCAGGGGCCCGACCUCCCCGAGGCCCCCACCGGCCUCCAGGCCUCGGCCCUCAGCUCCAGCAGCCUGGAGCUGGUCUGGGACCAGCCGGCGGAACACGUCAGCCAGCAGAUCAUAGGAUACGUGCUGCACAUCAGACGCCUGGGGGAGCCAGACAGUGCCGAGCUGCAGGAGGCCAUCAGUAAGACCACCUUCAGACACGAGUUCAUGAACCUGGAAGCAGCCACCACCUACUCCGUCUACCUGAAGGCCUACUCCGCUUUGGGAGGAAGCCAGCAGUCCAAUGCCAUCACUGCCACCACACAGGGGGGCGUUCCCAGUUCUCCCAGUUUCUUCACUAAGGUCCUGAACCAGACGGCCAUGCAGGUGUACUGGGAGCUGCCCAGUAAGCCAGGGAAGCUGGAGGGCUUCAGACUGGAGUACCGUGGGGUUUCCAACCCAGAAGUCCACGGGCAGGAGACCUUCCCGGGACACAUCAAUACCCACACCAUCUCCCACCUGGAGCCGGCAGCGGUUUAUGAGAUCCAGCUGGUGGCGUUUAACGGGAACGGAGACGGUCCGGCCAACUGCCGCCUCGUGUCUCUGUCUGAGGGAGGAAACAGUGCAGCAGCUGGUCCCACUGGUCCCACUGGUCCCAGCUGUAACUGUGAUCAGCCCCACGGCUCCAUGUCCGCUCUGCUGGUCGGCGUUCACAGCGGCUUUGCCUGCAUCCUCUGCUGCCUGCUGCUCAUCCUGCUGGGAUACAGACGCAGCUUCUUCUGCAGAAAGUCAACGAGCUGGGAGACUCCGCCCACUCUGAAUGGUGUCAGAGGUGCUAAAGGUCACACACCUGAGAGCAUCGAGCUGAGCCAGAGAUGUGACUCCGCCCCUUCUCCAGUGAUGGUCAUGGUUGAACCGACUCCACCCGUCCAGCCCGGCACAGGCACCGGAUAAAACACCACACAAACACACUGCUAACUCCUCCUCCUCCUCUUUCUCCUCCAGCCUGUGGUCACCUCCUCUCCUCCUGACAGCCUUACAGCCACUUCAGCCUUUAUGAAUGACUGAGAUUAGAGUUUAUUUUUGAGAUUAUUGAGAUGAGAGAUGAUGAGUCUGUCUGAGGAACUUUCAGAGAGCAUCUGAUAUCACAAGGGAACGAGAUACUUCACAACACCUGGAGAUACUUCACAACACCUGGAGAUACUUCACAACACCUGGAGAUACUUCACAACACCUGGAGAUACUUCACAACACCUCGAGAUACUUCACAACACCUGGAGAUACUUCACAACACCUCGAGAUACUUCACAACACCUGGAGAUACUUCACAACACCUCGAGAUACUUCAUAGAUGUCCACGUCCUUUGAUUCCUAUUCAUGAUAUUUUCGUCUUCAGACUGAAACCAAAGCAGAAUUCUUCUGAUUUGAUCUUUAAAACAAAAAGAUCAGAACCGUUUGUCAGAACCUUGAAGCCGGUGAUCCGGUGAUCCGGUUCCCGUGUGGUAUCAGAUGCUGAUGUCACCGUCGUGGCGUCCCGGAUGGUUCCUGUUGAAACCAAAACCUUUGGUCCUUCAGUUUGGGUUCAUUUUUGGGUUUUUGUCACCGUCGGUGCCAAGUAUCCUGAGAUGAUGAGGCCUUCCACCGGUCUGACCAGAGACCG